This is a messenger RNA of Lachnellula hyalina, 1422 nucleotides long. It is a transcript of the gene SNDH, whose product is annotated as L-sorbosone dehydrogenase. Lineage: Eukaryota; Fungi; Ascomycota; Leotiomycetes; Helotiales; Lachnaceae. Bases 1 to 1422 code for a protein of 473 amino acids. The transcript has 3 exons. The record is from RefSeq and is a predicted model, not a curated record.
AUGCAGAUUCCGACUAGAACUCAGACCCCCCUCCUCUUCUUGGCUGUACUGCUCCCGGCGGUUACAGCCUCCAAUGAAUACUGCAGCUUGAAGUCAUCAUAUCCAGCACCAGUCCUCUCGAAUGGAUGGAGUGCUCAGUUGAUCGCCCAAAAUUUGACGAAGCCACGGGGAAUCAUACUCGACUCUGCGGGCGACCUCCUCGUCGUCGAGCAAGGGGUCGGCAUAGUCCACCUGGGGUUGAUUGAUGGCGGCUCAACUUGUUUAGAGGUAGCAAAGAAGACGACCUUAAUAGACUCUCCUUUAUUAACCCACGGCAUUGCGCUCUCGACUGACCAACGCACCCUUUAUGCCUCAUCCUCAGACGCAGUUUAUGCAUGGCAGUACGACGCAAAGGGGCCUUUAGUGAGUGGAGACAACCAAACUUUGAUUGAUGGAAUGAGCGGCGAUGAUCAUGUAACACGAACGCUUUUGAUAUCCCAGAUGGUUUCGCAGACGCUGGUGGUUUCCAGGGGCAGCGUUUCCAAUCUCGACCUGGAGGCUGAAGAUAUUAGGACCGGACACUCGCAGAUCAGGGCAUUCGAUUUAGAGGACAAGGCGAUGACCUCAAAUUCCACGCCUUACGAUUUUGCAACACAAGGUCGUAUACUUGGAUGGGGCCUAAGAAACUCAGUUGGCGUGGCCGAGGAACCGCUUACUGGGGGCAUUUACAGCGUCGAGAAUUCCGCAGAUAUGAUAGAGAGGGACAAUGUCGAUAUCCAUCAGAACAAUCCUGGAGAGGAGCUGAACUACCAUGGUUUUCUCAACAGUUCGACGGAUAAGAACCAGGGCGGAAAUUACGGCUAUCCUUACUGCUUUGCACUUUAUAAUACGAGCAUACCGAACCUUGGAAAGCUGAAGGUGGGCAGCCAGUUCUCGCUGGACCAAAACAGUACGGUCAAUGACAAGUUUUGUCAAAAAAACCACACUGCUCCUCUACUCACUUUCCAGGCGCAUAUGGCCCCUCUAGACAUCAAAUUCGAACCUAAUGGAACAGAAGCUUAUAUUUCUCUGCACGGCAGCUGGGAUCGCGAUAACCCCACAGGCUACAAAGUCUCUUCCAUCGCAUUCUCAAACGGCUCACCAGUCGCUGCUCCAGACAGCACGAACUCUCUCACAGAUAUCAUGACGAAUCCUGAUAACUCCAAAUGCCCAGACAAUUGCUUCCGCCCUGUGGGAUUGGCCUUGGAUUCCUACGGCCGUCUCUUCAUGUCCUCAGAUGCUACGGGUGAGAUUUAUGUCUUGGUGAAGACAAGCACCGCAACGCCAACGUCGACAUCUCCCUCUUCAACGAAGUCGAAGAGUGGUGGUCUGCGCGUGCGAAGUAGUCUGGCUGUGUUUUUAGUACCUGGCGUGGUUAUUUCGCUUUCACUGUGGUUGCUUUGA